Molecule: messenger RNA, 1794 nt
Organism: Penicillium paradoxum
Lineage: Eukaryota; Fungi; Ascomycota; Eurotiomycetes; Eurotiales; Aspergillaceae
Product: SPRY domain-containing protein
Exons: 1
Coding region: 1-1794 (597 amino acids)
Cellular component (GO): Set1C/COMPASS complex
Molecular function (GO): protein binding; transcription cis-regulatory region binding
Source: RefSeq, a predicted model, not a curated record
AUGGCAUCUGCCCAAGCUCCCGGAUCUUCUGCUCCGUCGUCCAACAUCAACUCCCCGACCUUACCUCCCAAUGGCGCACCCCUGCUCAAUACUCAAUUCGCCGACUUGAAUGGAAGAUCUUCUCCAGCUCCGUCUGCGCAAGGCGAUGGUCGAACCAAGCGCAAUAAGCGAGACAGUCGCAAGAAGCGUGAAGCUAAAGGGCUGGACACCGACAACGCACCACCACCGAAAAAGCGAGCCACAGCUGCACCAAGUACAGCCUUGCCCAGCUCAAAACUGAGUAUUCUGCGUCCAUUGCUCCUCGCUGAGCCCCACGAUUCGGAUCGGUUCCCUCCACAGCCUCGCCAAUUAAAUCGUGUCACCCGCAAGACGUCGGAUGUUUUGGGCCAGAGCUGGGAUUUCUACGAAGUUGUUGACAAACUCACCAACAAGAAUGGAUUCCGCUACAGCUACGCUAUCGCAGACCCCGGCUUCCCUCAUAUCAAAUAUCGACAGACCGACGUUCGCCCGUACCAUACACGAUUCAGCUUCGAGGAUUCACCAGCUGCCAUAUCGUUUUCAGAGAACGCUACUGCGGUUACCACUAGUGAUGCGUGGCAUACUGCCCGCGCCAACGUAUGUGCGCGGGAGGGGACAUACUAUUAUGAAGCUCGUGUGAUUAGUGGCAUAGUCAAUGACCCGCAAGCACCUCAGACUGGUCGACCGACAACAUCACCCCGUGGCCAUGUCCGCAUUGGAUUUGCACGACGUGAGGCCGAUCUAGAUGUGAAUGUUGGUGUGGACUGUUACGGAUACGGAAUUCGAGAUGUGAAUGGAGAAGUUGUCAAUCGCAUGCGAUGCGAGUUCUUUUUCCCCAAGGGGGAGGCUAUAAAUGAAGGAGAUGUGAUCGGCAUGCUGAUCACUCUUCCGCCUCUUUCUCUUCACAAGAAGAUUGUUGAAGGCACCUAUGACCCCGCCAAUAACGAUUCGUCGCAACCGGCUACAGCAACUAACAUCAUCCGGGAUCGGAUUCCGUUUCAUUACAAAUCGGAUUUCUGCUGGCAACAAUCCAAUGUCUUUUCUACAAAACACCUCCGGGACUACGCUUUCAACCUCAAGGAAACACCGACAUUUGGUCCCCCAUCUCCUUUGAACAGUGAAGACGCUACGUUGCGCACACUUCCUGGAUCUAGUAUCACUAUUCUGAAGAAUGGAGUUCAAAUGGGCACUCCUUUCAAGGAACUUUACGCCUUCCUACCACCCGCGAGUCGUCUUGCCAACGGCACAAAUAACCUUGGUAUUGGCGAGCGUGAAAAUGCCGACGACGGGUUGAUCGGUUACUAUCCAGCUGUGAGUUGUUACGGCGGCGGUGCGGUUGAAUGUCGCUUUGAGGAGCCGUGGUGGAUUGGCCCACCCGAGAAGACUGAAAGUGGAGAGCCAAUCCGACCAAUGGGCGAGCGUUUCAACGAUCAAAUCGCCGAAGACGUGAUGGCCGAUAUCGUGGAUGAGGUAGAAGCCAUGUUCACGUGGGGCGGUAUUGAUGGCGAUGUCAUCAAUAACAACACCGAGCUAGGCGGAGCCGGAGUCGUGGGAGGAACUGAGGUGUUGAAAGGUGGUGUUGGCGCAGCGCUUGACUCUGCACUUGCCCACACCCCUGGGACCGCUGCUGCAUCUGAUUCUGCUGCCAAUAGUAAUCGUGAGACGCCGGCUGCUGGCGAUGUCGGCAACCACAUCAUUGAAGAUGCGAUGAGCGUCGGGACAGCUGGCACUCCCAAUGUUGAAGUGCAGGCUGACGGCGAUGUCGAGAUGACAUAG